This is a messenger RNA of Microcebus murinus (gray mouse lemur), 2127 nucleotides long. It is a transcript of the gene ALDH8A1, whose product is annotated as aldehyde dehydrogenase 8 family member A1. NCBI's taxonomy places the organism in Eukaryota, Metazoa, Chordata, Mammalia, Primates, Cheirogaleidae. Gene Ontology annotation, biological process: retinoic acid metabolic process. Gene Ontology annotation, molecular function: retinal dehydrogenase (NAD+) activity. The record is from RefSeq and is a predicted model, not a curated record.
AAUCGAGGAAUGACAUUUGCUUCAUACAAGGUUGCCAUGGGGAAUAAAUGAGUCAAUUCAUGUAAAGGACUUGCUUCAGGGCCUGACACUCCAUCAGUGUUUGAGCAGUGAACGGUUUAUGGUGCGAAGCCUGUAGAAUCCUACAGAUGCCUUCUGGCAGUUUUAAAGGGCUCUGAACACGUACGUUGAUGUUACUUCGACAGGAUUAUCCGGUUCUCACAACGCAGUGUGAGGUCUGUGAAACAUUGGAGCGCUCGCUCAGUUCCUACUUUGGAGACUGGAAUUCUCUCAGAGUUCAGGCCACCUCCCACUUCCAUUGAUUAGCGGAUGACUAGGGCCGGAGCGGGGAGACUGACUCAGGAGUAGGGAAGGUGGUGGGGACAGCCCGAGUGCAGGACUGUGACAGGGAAAGGCGGGCUUCUUCCUCGCUAUGGCUGAAACAAAGGCACUUUUGAUGCUGGAAAACUUCAUAGACGGAAAGUUUUUGCCUUGUCACUCAUACAUAGAUUCUUAUGACCCGUCUACAGGGGAGGUGUAUUGCAGAGUGCCGGACAGUGGAAAAGAAGAGAUUGAAGCUGCAGUCGAGGCUGCCAGAAGGGCCUUUCCCGGCUGGUCGUCCCGGAGCCCCCAGGAGCGCUCACAGGUCCUCAACAAGCUGGCAGACUUGCUGGAGCAGUCCUUGGAGGAGUUGGCCCAGGCAGAAUCUAAAGACCAAGGGAAAACCUUAACACUGGCAAGAACCAUGGACAUUCCCCGGUCUGUACAGAACUUCCGGUUCUUUGCUUCCUCCAUCCUGCACCACACGUCCGAGUGCACGCAGAUGGACCACCUGGGCUGCAUGCACUACACCGUGCGGACCCCUGUGGGAAUCGCUGGUCUGAUCAGUCCCUGGAAUUUGCCACUCUACCUGCUGACCUGGAAGAUAGCUCCGGCGAUGGCUGCAGGGAACACCGUGAUAGCCAAGCCCAGCGAGCUGACCUCAGUGACCGCGUGGAUGUUGUGUAAACUCCUGGAUAAAGCAGGUGUUCCCCCAGGUGUGGUCAAUAUUGUGUUUGGAACGGGGCCCAGGGUUGGGGAGGCCCUGGUGUCCCAUCCAGAGGUGCCGCUCAUCUCCUUCACGGGGAGCCAGCCCACAGCGGAGCGGAUCACCCAGCUCAGUGCUCCCCACUGCAAGAAGCUGUCCCUGGAGCUGGGGGGCAAGAACCCCGCCAUCAUCUUUGAGGACGCCAACCUGGAUGAGUGCAUUCCAGCCACCGUCAGGUCCAGCUUCGCUAACCAGGGUGAAAUAUGCCUCUGUACCAGCAGGAUCUUUGUCCAGAAGAGCAUCUAUAGUGAAUUUUUAAAGAGAUUCGUAGAAGCUACCAGAAAGUGGAAAGUCGGUGUUCCCUCUGAUCCAUCGGCCAGCAUGGGCGCUCUGAUAAGUAAAGCACAUUUGGAGAAAGUCAGAGGCUAUGUCAAGAAAGCUCUUUCCGAAGGUGCCCGAAUUCAGUGCGGGGAGGGCGUGGAUAAGUUGUGCCUCCCCGCCAGGAAUCAGGCAGGCUACUUUAUGCUUCCCACGGUGAUAACAGACAUUAAGGAUGAAUCCUGCUGCAUGAAGGAAGAGAUAUUUGGUCCAGUGACGUGUGUCACCCCCUUCGAUAGCGAAGAGGAAGUGAUUCACAGAGCCAACGACGUUAAGUACGGGCUGGCAGCCGCGGUGUGGUCAAGAGACGUGGGGCGCGUCCACCGCGUGGCUAAGAAGCUGCAGGCGGGCUUGGUCUGGACCAACUGCUGGCUCAUCAGAGAGCUGAACCUUCCCUUCGGGGGGAUGAAGAGUUCUGGGAUAGGUAGAGAAGGAGCUAAGGACUCUUACGACUUCUUCACUGAAAUCAAAACCAUCACCGUUAAACACUGACUUUUGCCAAGGUGAAGCCCUUAUGGUCAACGUCUGGCUGCAGAGAUCGGUUGCCCAGUGUGGUGAACUGAAAUACUGGCAUGAAUUCCAGCCACGUUGUGACUUGGCAGAAGCUUGUCUCCAGCCUAUCCUUAAUUCUUAGUAAUUUUACCCACUGGUGAAGAGGUGCUGCCUAUGUUCAAUAUGGACUCAGAAGAAAAGACUUCUCAAUAGGAAGGCACAACAAGGAAGCC